CGAUCGAACCCAACUCUCGCACCGUUGGUGACCGGCCACUGCCUCGCACGACUAGGAACGCAUAUCCGCCUCCUUGCCGCCCUCCACUCCGUCACGCGAAACCCCCUCCCCUUUCGCAGCGAGGCUUAGAGGUCGAUUUGCCCGCAAGGAGUCAUUGGUUCUCGGUAGCUUCGAUGGCGUCGGUGUUAGGCUUGGUAGGAAUUCUUGGCCAUCGUUUUCUGUCUCAGCAUUCGGCGUUGGAUGUGGGUUUGGAGUUGAAUGGGGUUUCGGAGGGAUGCCCCUGCAUAUCUUUGGCCUGGGAAUAGGUCAGCAUCGCUUGCUUGGUAUCUUAUUUGAUAUUGCCAAAAUUUCAUAUGAGAAGGCUGAGGCUGCCUAGUGGGAUUUGGUCUUGGUUGGGGCUUUGGUAGUCAAUCGUCUGUAAGUACCUGUCCUCAAAAGUCACUUUCCGGGGCUUCCAAUUUGGUAACAAGGUAAUCAGAUACACAGCAGCAGUGCCAUCAGAUUCCUCAAAGCGCGCUCAACAGGUUCAAGUUUCACUUCACUUGCAAAUCCUGUUUUCCUGCUAUUUAACUGCUUAAUUGUUCUAUGAUCAGAUUCCUUGUGAUUUAUCAUUAAUUACUUAGUUCUUAGCCCGUCGCAGUUGAUAGAUCCUUUUUCUGAUAUUGAGAAAAAUUGCAUGAAAAACAAAAGACUGAAUAUUGGAGGUCACAAUCACUCAAAUUCCAAGAUUUGUUUGGGAGCGAAAUAUCUGACCCAAAUUAAUAUAUCAUGCAUUGCAACAUAUUGUUGCUUUUUAGUCUUAGUAUUACAUUAUUAUUAUCAGUGAAUCAUGUAAUUUUAUUAGUCAAACUCGAGCCUGAUCCAACUUCAUUUUAACAUGCAUGAGAUGCCUAGUGAGUCCUUGUCCAAUUCUCCCAUGCAGAAACCUCAUCACACUAGAGCAAUUAUUAUCCAAAAAGUUGCCAUCUUCCUCAAUGAUUUCUCCAUCCGUAGUGCCACCAAAAUAUCACCAUAAACUGUCCACCACUAUGGGGGAUUUCUCAUGGUGGAUUUGUGCAUGCACACUUCUGCUUUACCAGGCAGAACAGCUAAACAUUGCACCCAUUUGUCAAGAAAUGGUAGCCUGUCAUGUUCUGGGCAGCCUAAAAGUUUGAUCUGGGCACUGGAACAUAAUGAAAGCACCAGUAUCUACAUCUACCAAGUUGUUUGCUUUACUUCCAAAAAUACUUGCAUGACAGCACAACUUAGCUUCACCAAGCCAUUACAUGGUGUAUAUGAUGCCCUCAUAGCAUCUUCCACCUCACAAUUCUUUCCAGUGGCUAACCUCCAAAACCUCCAGCAUCACAUCCUCCAUGACACCUCAGUGAAACCCCAAAAGACUCAUACCUCCAUGCAUGAAUCACCUUUCUGGUCAGGUUAAGAUCCAACAUUGGACCCCACUACAGAGGCCCGACUGCUUCACAAGCUCAUCCUAAUUGCAAGUGUGAGUGUGAUUCAAGUGUUGUCUGUGAGAGGCAAUGGAUGUAGUUGACAUGGAUAAACUCUUUCUCCCUCUGGAGUGGAGUUUAGUGACAGAGGCAUUCAGUAACUGAAGAACAUCAAAACCAGUCUGGUCUCUCUUCAAUUACAAGUUUCCAAAGAGCUGCUGUCCCACCUGCCCCCCAUGGCAUCUACAGGAACAUGGAGAGACUGGAAAGGAGAUUAAAAAGACCAUCCAACUUGACAUAGAUCUUCUUUUUCUCAUAGAUUUUUUUUCUCCUGAGGCCAACCUAUCAAUUGGUACUCUAUCCAUUAACUACUUCCACUGCCCAAAAUCCAUGCCACAUGAAGUAGUUUCUUUAGGCUGCUUGUAGGGGAGGCACGCAAGGGCCCGCCCACAAGCCUACACAACGGGAAUGUCUCAAGCAUCGGAAUUCCCUCUUCCAGUCUCCAUCGCCUCCUAUAAAUCUCCAACCUUCCUUUCCUCCAGAGAAAAGGUUGAAGAAGCCCAAGCAAUGACAAUGGCAGUGGCAGCACAAGAGAAAUGGGAGGAAGCCUUUGAGGAAGAAGAGGAGGCCUUGUCGCUCUCUGGCCUCCAGGUGGCCGUCGACAAAGAUGACGACGGUGAGUGCAAGUCUAGUGAUGCGGAGGAGGACUUCGAGUUCCGGAUAUCGGUGGCGGGAGGUCUCCUUUCCAAUGCCGCGGAGACCGACAUGUGCGCCGCCGAUGAAGUGUUCUUCCAAGGCCAGAUUCUUCCACUGCGGCCCUCCAUCGGCUCCUGUAAACCGAGCUGGAGCAGGUCGAGGUCCGACUCCUUCGACCAGUACUCAUCUACCAUUCUUGGCUUGGGCUUCAACUGUGCAAGCCGGAGUAGCAGCAGCAGCAGGAGCAGUAGCAGCUGCAUCAGCAGGAGCCAUUCAUCAAACAGUCACUCGAGCAGCACCAGCGAGCACCCGCGGGUGUCACUUCCCGGCAACUUCUGCGCCCGUCCGAGUCCUACGCCGCAGGUUCGCGUCCUUAGGAAGGCGAGCGCGGGCCGGAGGAGCACGAGCUCAGCGCCGCCAGGGUGGGGUAUCUUUCGGCUGGGCAUCGCCAAGGCCCCCGAGAUCGAAUUGUACGACAUGAUGUCGCGAAGGUCGAACAGCUGCGGUGUCAGCAGCAGGAAGAGCGACGCGGAGGCCAAACAAGCGAAGAAGGCAUCGAGAGGUACAAGAAUCGAGGCAAAUGUCCAAAAGAAGGCACCGCCGCGGCCCGGCGGUCGUGGGUUCAGCUGCAAGUGCUCGUCGGAUGCGCUGGAGCCAAUAGCCAUACCAACAAAGAAGAAAAAGGAGGAGACGAUGAGCUUAAAGAGGGGUGAAACCGUGCGCAGGAGUAGGGUGUUUGAAUGGCUGGAGGAUCUUUCCAUUGCAAAGGGAACAUGGAGUUGAGGUGGUGAUGGUGAAGAAAAGACUGGUCUUUGCCUUGUCCAUCAGCUGGUCCUCCUCCUCCUUUCUUGUGGUUCUGUCAUAUCAUGCUUAAGAUGAGCCUUUCUUUCUUGAGAGGCUUUGAUGAUGAUGAUGAUGGUGGGGAUGGAAUGGAAAGGGAACUAUGGGUGUUUUGCCUGGGUACAUAACCCACACAAGCCUUUACAAAAGCUUGUGGUUUUCCUUCUUUCAAGAACAAGAAAAAUUAAAGCUUCAAGGAAAAGUUUGAUGGUUUUCUAA
Molecule: messenger RNA, 3182 nt
Organism: Musa acuminata AAA Group (dessert banana)
Lineage: Eukaryota; Viridiplantae; Streptophyta; Magnoliopsida; Zingiberales; Musaceae
Exons: 2
Coding region: 1896-2906 (336 amino acids)
Source: RefSeq, a predicted model, not a curated record